AUGAGAUUGGUUCUUGGCAUGCCAUCUGCAGAGUUUUACGGCCUGGGAUUCCAGCAGCCUGGUGUGGAUGAUCUGCUUCAGCAGUGGCUUCCAGCCCAGUAUUCCAGCAAACCGCGACAUGAUGAAGAAGCUAUUGUGGAUUUGGGCAAAACAAGCACAAUUGUCAAUACAAACUUUGAGAAAGAAGAACUAGAGAGUCAUAGGGCGGUGUACAUAGGGGUUCAUGUUCCUCUUGGUAGACAAAGCCGAAGGCGACACAAGCAUCGUGGUCAUAAGCAUCAUCAUAGAAAAAAGGGAAAAGAGAAGGAAUCUGAUAAAGAUGAUGGAAGAGAGUCUCCCUUAUAUGAUACCCCAUCUCAACGUGUCCAGUUUAUCCUGGGGAUAGAGGAUGAUGAUGAGGAGCAUAUGCCACAUGAUCUCUUUACAGAACUAGAUGAGCUUUGCUUCCGUGAUGGAGAAGAUUGUGAGUGGAAAGAAACUGCCCGGUGGUUGAAAUUUGAGGAGGAUGUGGAAGAUGGUGGGGAACGAUGGAGUAAACCCUAUGUGGCUACCCUGUCUUUACACAGUCUGUUUGAGUUGAGAAGCUGUAUACUAAAUGGGACUGUCAUGUUGGAUAUGAGAGCUAGCACCACAGAGGAGAUAGCAGAUAUGGUACUGGACAACAUGAUAGCAUCUGAUCAGCUGGAUAAGAACAUGCGGGACAAAGUGAAGGAAGCUUUACUGAAAAAACAUCAUCACCAGAGCGAAAAGAAAUUGAGUAAUCGAAUCCCUAUCGUCCGCUCCUUUGCAGAUAUAGGCAAGAAACAUUCUGAUCCUCACUUGCUUGAGCGAAAUGGGGAAGGCCUUUCUGCCUCCCGCCUUUCACUCCGUGCUGGUCUCUCUGCUUCAAGCCUUUCGUUAAGAGGAAGUUCUCGUUUUUCUGUUCCAUUUGGCUCCUUUAUGCCUGGUUCCAAAGGUGGAUCAUUAGCAGGUUCAAGGUGUGCAAGUCCUGUUCCCACCCCUCAAAACACGCCACCCUCCACUCCAAAACUGGAGCAUCGCUAUCAGGGUCAAAGUCGCUUGCUGGUGUCUUGUGCCGGUGAGGAUAUUCCUGAUGUAAUAGUUCAUCCCCCUGAUGAAGAAUUUGAGGUGCAAGAAGGACAGGUGAAAGCACAUGAAGAAUAUGCUGAACAUAAAGCAGGCAAAUAUCACAUGGUUGUGAUACUUUUGUGCAUGUGGAGCACGAGUAGUGGAAUAUAGCUAUGCCACAUAGCAUGCAUUAGUAAUGGUCUGAAAGCAGUUUAUUGCAGUCAACUGAUUCCACAGUGAAAUAAAUUGAAAAUACUUUUGCACAUGGUUUCAUUAGUACUCAAGUGUCACUUCCCAUGCCUUUUGCAUGCAGCAAGUGCACCAUUUUACAAAUGGCAACUGAAUCCUGUAUAUGUAAUAUGCCAUUAAUUACUUGAAUUAAGAUUUACAAGUUUAAUCUAACAUUGGAAUAAAGUGUGUGCAUGCAGUGUUUUAUUAAGCUGAGAUAUGGGCAAUGUGCAAAUUUUAUUUU
Rhincodon typus (whale shark) is the source of this 1540-nucleotide messenger RNA. Its product is annotated as sodium bicarbonate cotransporter 3-like. Bases 1 to 1239 code for a protein of 412 amino acids. The record is from RefSeq and is a predicted model, not a curated record. Gene Ontology annotation, cellular component: membrane. Gene Ontology annotation, biological process: monoatomic anion transport. NCBI's taxonomy places the organism in Eukaryota, Metazoa, Chordata, Chondrichthyes, Orectolobiformes, Rhincodontidae. The transcript is spliced from 7 exons. Gene Ontology annotation, molecular function: monoatomic anion transmembrane transporter activity.